CCGCCACAUUCGGAUUGGCGGAUCCGCGCGCCCCACGGCACUCUGAUUGGUGGAGUCGCUCAGGUUGUGGGUCGGGGGCUCCGCGCUCGGCUCCUUCAGCUCAGCGCUCGGCUCCUUCAGCUCAGCGCUCGACUCCUUCAGCUCAGCCCCCGCCUGGCUACAGCAGGGCCGGGGCAGCACGGCCACUAGGCCUUCGGACUCGUCUGUAGCUGGGCGCUCCCGUCGCUCCCGGUUCCGCCGUACCCCUCUCCACGACCUGAGUUGGGCAUGUUUUCCAGGGCCCAGGUGAAGCGGAUCCUGCAGCGGGUGCCCGGGAAGCAGCGAUUCGGCGUCUACAGGUUCCUGCCCUUUUUUUUUGUCCUGGGAGGAACGAUGGAGUGGAUCAUGAUUAAACUGCGUGUGGGCCAGGAGACCUUCUAUGAUGUCUACCGUAGAAAAGCCUCAGAACGACAGUAUCAGAGAAGGCUGGAAAAUGCAUCAGAGACUGAACUUCAGCCGUCAAUAAAGUGAAUAUGAAAUUUCACUACUGAUUUCAACUCCUUUGAAAA
Mirounga angustirostris (Northern elephant seal) is the source of this 548-nucleotide messenger RNA. Its product is annotated as ubiquinol-cytochrome c reductase complex assembly factor 5. The record is from RefSeq and is a predicted model, not a curated record. NCBI's taxonomy places the organism in Eukaryota, Metazoa, Chordata, Mammalia, Carnivora, Phocidae. The coding region runs from base 268 to 510 and encodes 80 amino acids. The transcript is spliced from 2 exons.